Sus scrofa (pig) is the source of this 4266-nucleotide messenger RNA. It is a transcript of the gene THNSL2, whose product is annotated as threonine synthase like 2. NCBI's taxonomy places the organism in Eukaryota, Metazoa, Chordata, Mammalia, Artiodactyla, Suidae. The record is from RefSeq and is a predicted model, not a curated record. Gene Ontology annotation, biological process: 2-oxobutyrate biosynthetic process; dephosphorylation. Gene Ontology annotation, molecular function: pyridoxal phosphate binding.
CGGAUCUGGCGUGGCUGUGGUAUAGUCCAGCAGCUGUAGCUUCUGAUUCGACCCCUAGCCUGGGAACCUCCAUAUGUCGAGGGUGCGUCCCUAAAAGGAAAGAUAGUCCUCCCUUUGUUGAAGGCACUGCUAGCCCCCUGCCCUCCUGCCUUGGUUCUGUUUUGGGCUUUCCUUGCUUACUCCCUGCAGUUGGCUUGGGAGUUACCCUGAUUCCAUUUCUGUGGUGUGGACCCCUAUGCAAGGUGAUAUUUCCAAUUUGGCCUGAGACAGUUCUGGUUUAUCCCCAUUGUCCCAGUAUGUGUGUGUGUGUGUACAUACAUACAUACAUAUACAUAUACAUACAUACACACAUACAUAUAUGUGUGUGUAUAUAUAUAUGUGUGUGUGUGUGUGUGUGUAUGCCACAGGUGUGGCAUAUGUGAGUUCCCAGGCUAGGGGUCGAAUCAGAGCUGCAGUUUCCGGCCUAUACCACAGCCACAGCAAUGCCAGAUCUGAGCAGCAUCUGCAACCUACACCACAGCUCAUGGCAAUGCUGGAUCCUUAACCCACUGAGUGGGGCCAGAGAUGGAACCUGCAUCCUCAUGGAUCCUAGCUGGGUUUGUUACCACUGAGCCAAAAUGAGAAUUCCCCAGCAUAAUUAUUAAUAAUAUCUACUUUCACUUUCCAAAGAUCCAUGGUAUGGACAAUUCAACUUGUCUCUGUAAGCUAAAUGCACUUGUAGGCUUGGGAGUGGCAAGUGGCUCAUGUGGAUUUGCACUGGGCUCAGAGGCAUCAGAUCCGCAGUCUAGGAAACCAGAGUUCUUCCAGGUCACUGCCACAUAGUCACUUCCCUUUCUCAUAGGUGGAAGGCUUCAGGUGGCUUUGUCCCCAGAGAGCAGGGGUUCCCUGCUGGCCCUGGCACAGAAAUGAGUCCAAGCUGGUGCUGAGAGCUAUGUCUAGCCAGAUUCAUCCCCAGAAGUGCUAUGGGGAUUUAUAAUCAGAAUUCACAAGAAUUCCCAUCGUGGCUCAGUGGAAAUGAACCCGACUAGCAUCCAUGAAGAUGGAGGUUCAAUCCCUGGCCUCAUUUAGUGGGUUAAGGAUCCAGCAUUGACCUGAGCUGUGGUGUAGGUCACAGACGCAGCUCAAUCCCUCAUUGCUGUGGCUGUGGUUUAGACUGGCAACUGUCGCUCCAAUUCAACCCCUAGCCUGGACCUCCAUAUGCUGCAGGUGCAGCCCUAAAAAGACAAAAAAAGAAAAGAAAGAAUUCACAGCCAUGAUCCAGAGCUCAACCCAGCUCCUCAGCACGGCCCUUGGCUCCUGGGAACCUAACCGAUGAAAUGCGUGACCAGAGUUAUGCCUGAGGUGCCCUUGGACCCCAUCUCCCUCCAUGCUAAUCAGAAUUCUGAGUCCACAUGGGGCCAGUUAGCUAUGGCCAGAUUAAUAGUACUGCAUCAGCCAUUGAACUAUUCUUCUCAUGUUACGCUGAGACAUAGGGCACCAUUUUUUUCUUAACUCAAUGAAUUUUAUUACAUUUAAAGUUGUACAAUGAUCAUCACAACCCAAUAGGGCACUGGUUUUCAACUGGGAUGACCAACUAUACUAGUUUGCCUGGGACUGAGUGGUUUCCUGGGACUGGGGACUUUAAGGGUUUUCUUCUUCUUCUUUUUGGCCGCACCCAAGGCAUAUGAAAUUUCCCAGGGCAGGGACUGAAUCUGAGCUGCAGCUGAGACCUACAACACGCUGCAGUAAUGCCAAUCCACAGCACUGGGCUGGGGAUCAAACCAGAGACUUGAGAUCCUUAACCCACUAUGUCAUAGUAGGAACUCUCUCUGGGGACUUUAAAUUUUAAAACUAGGAAAGUUCCAAGCAACCUGGGAUAAGUUGGCUACACAGUUGUUAAUCCUUGCUGCACAUUAGAUCCAUCCAAGGAGCCUUGUGUAGAGAUUUCAAUUUAAUUGAUCCAGGUGGGGCCCCAAGGUAGGGGUAUUUUUUUCCCCAAGUUGAUUCCAACAAACUACCAGCAUGGAGAACCAUUAGGUUAUAGGUAACAUUGCUAAAAAUCCAUUGAAGGUAAUGAUUUGUUUGAGCAGAAGUGGACACAGGUAUCUCAGAAGGGUGCAUAAUCGAGUGUGUAGUCCUCUCCUUAUCGAGAGGAGUAUCAAAAUGGCACUUGCCUUAUCAUUGCUAUUAUUUUUCCCCACCCCAGGGACUUCUUCGUCAUCAGUGGGGACCAAGCUUUCUCCUUUCCCAGCAUGUUCCAUUACGCCUUCUUUUGAGGUCUCCAGGAUCAUGUGGUACGUCAGCACUCGGGGGAUGGCCCCUCGGGUCGACUUUGAGGGGGCGCUCUUCUCUGGCUAUGCCCCGGACGGGGGCCUCUACAUGCCUGAGGAACUCCCACAGCUGGGCGGGGAGACCUUGCGCCAGUGGAGUGGGCUCUCCUACGCUGGCCUGGUGAAGGCGCUGUGCAGCCUCUUCAUUGGCCCGGAGCUUAUUCCAAAGGAUGACUUAAACGAUCUGAUCGACCGAGCCUUCAGCAGAUUCCGACACAAAGAGGUGGUCCAUCUGUGCAGGUUGAGGAAUGGGCUGAACGUGCUAGAGCUGUGGCAUGGGGUCACAUAUGCCUUUAAGGACCUGUCCCUGUGCUGCACAGCACAGUUUCUACAGUACUUCCUGGAGAAGAGGAAGAAGCACAUCACCGUGGUUGUAGGAACUUCUGGGGACACAGGGAGUGCUGCCAUUGAGAGUGUUCAGGGGGCAAAGAACGUGGACAUCAUUGUUCUGCUGCCCAAGGGUCGCUGCACAAAGAUUCAGGAGCUCCAGAUGACAACAGUGCUGAGAGAGAAUGUCCACGUGUUUGGAGUGGAGGGGAACAGCGAUGAGCUGGACGAGCCGAUCAAGGCCGUGUUUGCCGACGUGGCCUUUGUCAAGAAGCACAAUCUGAUGAGUCUGAAUUCCAUCAACUGGUCCCGGGUCCUCGUGCAAAUGGCCCACCACUUCUUCGCUUAUUUCCAGUGUACGCCAUCCUUAGACACGCACCCCCUACCCGUGGAGGUGGUUGUGCCAACGGGGGGCGGCAACCUCGCAGCCGGGUGCAUUGCUCAGAAGAUGGGCCUGCCCAUCCGCCUAGUCGUGGCAGUGAAUUGCAAUGACAUCAUCCACAGGACUGUUCAGCGGGGAGACUUCUCUCUGUCCGAGACCGUCAAAGCAACCUUGGCAUCAGCUAUGGACAUUCAGGUGCCCUACAAUAUGGAGAGGAUCUUCUGGCUGCUCUCUGGCUCUGACAGCCAGAUGACAAGAGCCCUCAUGGAGCAAUUUGAAAGGACCCAACGUGUCAAUGUCCCCAAGGAACUGCACAGCAAGCUUUCAGAGGCAGUAACGUCUGAGUCCAUGAUGGAUGAGGUCAUCACCCAGACCAUGCUCCGCUGCUGGGAAGAGAACCAGUACUUGCUGUGCCCUCACUCUGCCGUGGCCGUGAGCUACCACUUCCAGCAGACGGACCGGCAGCAACCCAGCCCUCCUCGGUGCUGUCUGGCUCCUGCCUCUGCGGCCAAGUUCCCGGAGGCCGUGCUGGCUGCGGGGCUGACCCCGGACACCCCCGCUGAUAUCCUUGCCCUGGAGCGCAAGGAGGCACGCUGUACCCCAAUGCGGAAGGGCGACGACUGGACGCAGAUGCUUCGGGACACCAUUGAGAACCUGAGCCGGCAGUGGCAGGGGCACUUCCAGAACACCCCGGAAUAAAUAGGCAGAAGCUGACUUCCUUUAGGCUUUGGACCCCCCAGGAGGUAGCCCUUCUUAUGUGCCUUGUGCACCUGCUUUCGGUUAAGAGCUGGUGCAGGAGGUUCUCAGGGGGCUACUCAGCGGGGUCUGGAGCCAGUGGGCUGUGCUGUUCCCUGGCUGCUGUGUGCUUUCACCGGGGUCCUGUUGUGCCUGGUCCUGGGAUAGGCUGGAGGGGUGUGGGUGAUGGCUAGAGCUGCACUCCCACUGCAGGACCGUCCAGGAGCAUCAUGGCCACAUGGAAAGGUGAGGGCCUGCAAAUGCAAAGUCUUGGGCUCAGGGUCAACCUCAGCUCCAGGAUUUUGGCCCCCAGACCCUAAACCUGUGCAGGUGGGGACCACUCACUCCAUUAACACAGGUCUGGGGCUCAUCUGGGGCACACUGUCUCUGAGCCUUAGUUUAUCUGAUCCCCAAGCCAGAUGCAGAGAUCCUGGCCUUCCUUGUCAGAAGCUUCUACCCUAUUAAGAUGUUGGGAAUCCCUGCAAUAAAAGUUCAUGUUCCGUGUGAUGGUGA